Rhododendron vialii is the source of this 1571-nucleotide messenger RNA. RefSeq names its product DNA topoisomerase 6 subunit A. NCBI's taxonomy places the organism in Eukaryota, Viridiplantae, Streptophyta, Magnoliopsida, Ericales, Ericaceae. Bases 66 to 1361 code for a protein of 431 amino acids. The transcript is spliced from 2 exons. The record is from RefSeq and is a predicted model, not a curated record. Gene Ontology annotation, cellular component: nuclear chromosome. Gene Ontology annotation, biological process: reciprocal meiotic recombination; meiotic DNA double-strand break formation; meiotic DNA double-strand break processing. Gene Ontology annotation, molecular function: DNA topoisomerase type II (double strand cut, ATP-hydrolyzing) activity; DNA binding; ATP binding.
CCCCAAUUCAUUUCCGUUUCCCGCCCCCGCCCCCGCCCCCCACACUCUCUCUCUCUCUCUCUAAAAUGGCACCAGAAAAGAAGAAGCGCCGCCGCGCCAUCACCGACACCUCCGACUCCGACUCCGACAACGCCAAAACCAAAUCCAAACCCCACAAAAAAAACCUCAACUCCGACGCCGCCAUCCUCAAAACCCUCGAAACCCUCCUAGCCAACGAGCAAACCCAAGCUUCCACCUCCAACUCCAAGCCCCUAACCCUCUCCGAUCUCUCCCUCUCCUCCACCUGCCGCGAGGUCGCCGACCUCCCCCUCUCCUCCGUCCAGUCCAACAUCGAAACCCUAAUCCUCUCCCUCGCCCGCUCCAUCCUCUCCGGCCGCGGCUUCUCCUUCUCCGUCCCCUCCCGCUCCGCCGCCAACCAGCUCUAUGUCCCCCAGCUCGACCGCAUCGUCCUCAAGGACAAGGCCUCGCUACGCCCCUACGCCGCCGUUUCCACCGUCCGGAAGACCACCAUCACCACCCGCAUCCUCCAGCUCAUCCACCAGCUGUCGCUCAAGAACAUCCACGUUACGAAGCGCGAUCUGUUCUAUACCGAUGUUAAGCUGUUCCAGGACCAGACUCAGUCCGAUGCCGUGCUCGAUGACGUGUCCUGCAUCCUCGGCUGCACUAGGUCCAGCCUCAAUGUGGUCGCUGCCGAGAAAGGGGUUGUGGUGGGUAGGCUUAUAUUCAGUGACAACGGCGAUAUGAUUGAUUGCACAAAGAUGGGGAUGGGCGGAAAAGCGAUUCCCCCCAACAUUGAUCGUGUUGGUGAUAUGCAGAGCGAUGCAUUAUUCAUAUUGUUGGUAGAGAAAGAUGCAGCCUAUAUGAGACUAGCUGAGGAUCGGUUUUAUAACCGGUUUCCGUGCAUUAUUGUAACGGCAAAGGGGCAACCGGAUGUGGCCACAAGGCUAUUUUUAAGGAAGAUGAAGAUGGAGUUGAAAUUGCCAGUAUUAGCUCUUGUUGAUAGUGAUCCUUAUGGGCUCAAGAUAUUGUCAGUCUAUGGUUGUGGAUCGAAAAACAUGUCUUAUGACAGUGCAAAUUUGACUACCCCAGAUAUAAAGUGGUUAGGGGUAAGGCCGAGUGAUUUGGACAAGUAUAAGAUACCAGAGCAGUGCAGGUUGCCAAUGACAGAGCAGGAUAUUAAGACCGGGAAGGAUUUGCUGGAGGAGGAUUUUGUGAAGAAGAAUCCAGGGUGGGUGGAGGAGUUGACUUUGAUGGUGAAGACGAAGCAGAAGGCUGAAAUUCAGGCGCUGAGCUCAUUUGGGUUUCAGUACUUGUCUGAGGUUUACUUGCCGCUAAAGCUGCAGCAGAAGGAUUGGCUUUGAGUUUUGGAGUUUGAAACUGAGAUGACAUGUUGAGGGAAUUCAUGCAUUUCCCUUUCUUUCUCAAGUAUGAUGACUCUGAAGUUUGUUCGGUAUCGCUGAAACUUUACUACAUUAUUGGUUGCUUAUUCCAUACAUGCGUUCAGUGUUGGAAGGAUACUUGAGUUUCAUUUGAGUGCUAUAAAAUUCUCGCUGUGAUUGAGUUACCUUGAA